AGAGGUCAGGGAAUGGAUAUUUUUUGGAGAGAUAAUUUCAUCUGUCCAACUGAGGAAGAUUACAAAACUAUGACAAUAAGAAAAACUGGUGGGCUUUUCAAUUUAGCGGUAAGACUAAUGAAACUAUUUUCAACUUAUGAAGAAGAUUUUUCGUCACUAAUAGCUACUUUGGGAUUAUAUAUUCAAAUACGUGAUGAUUAUUGCAACUUAUGCCUCAGUGAGUACACUGAGAAUAAAAGUUAUUGUGAAGAUUUAACCGAAGGAAAAUUCAGUUUUCCGAUUAUUCAUGCGCUUAGAAGCAAUCCCGACGAUAGGCAAAUAAUAAGUAUCCUUUAUAAAAAAU
This is a messenger RNA of Cyphomyrmex costatus, 343 nucleotides long. Its product is annotated as geranylgeranyl pyrophosphate synthase. The record is from RefSeq and is a predicted model, not a curated record. Lineage: Eukaryota; Metazoa; Arthropoda; Insecta; Hymenoptera; Formicidae. Gene Ontology annotation, molecular function: prenyltransferase activity. Gene Ontology annotation, biological process: isoprenoid biosynthetic process. The annotation marks the transcript as partial. The transcript has 3 exons.